This is a messenger RNA of Fonsecaea nubica, 1671 nucleotides long. RefSeq lists its product as hypothetical. The transcript has 2 exons. The record is from RefSeq and is a predicted model, not a curated record. NCBI's taxonomy places the organism in Eukaryota, Fungi, Ascomycota, Eurotiomycetes, Chaetothyriales, Herpotrichiellaceae. Bases 1 to 1671 code for a protein of 556 amino acids.
AUGUCGCUCUGCCAGAAUGGGUCCCCUCCGAUGUUUCUGCCAUGGUCCAACGUCACCGUCACCACCGAUCAGAAAGCCAUCACCAGAGGAAUCCAGAUCUCCAUGGGAACUCCACCUCAGAUAGUUUCGCUGAGACCAAGCAACGCCGACGAUAACUUAUACGUGGUGAACAGAGCACAGUGUGCCCCUCAGUACAACGACUCCUGUAUUGGCCAAUUCGGUGGUGUCUUCGACUACGGCGCUUCCAAAACUUUUCUCCAGGUCGCUGAAGGUCAAUGGAACGGCACUGAUCAAGGAAACCCCAGUCAAUUAUCCUUUGUCUACUUCAACGACGUCUUGACCUUUGGAAAUGCUACCAUCUACGGGUUUCCUUCCAGCUACGACCAACCUGGCUAUGGCGGUCAGGGUGUCAUGCCUCUUGGGUCCGGCUCGGACUUUUUGCGCAUUGCUGUGGAGAGCGGCGCUGUACCAUCGACCGUCUAUGGCCUUUGGACCGGCUCUCGCUCCAUCGACCACCCUGUGGAUGGUUCUCUGGUCGUUGGCGGCUACGAUACCACCCGGAUCAACGGCAGCCUGACGACGUUCAACUCUCUGGAACAGUGCGAAAUGUGUGUUGUUAUCACGAGCCUUGCGUAUGAAGACGAAUCGGGGUCGACGAAUCUCUUCUCCAAUGCGUCUGAAUCUCUCCAGGUCAACCUUCAACCUUCGGAACGUGCGCUGAAUGUGCCACAGAACGUCUGGGAGAACUUCAUGAAAGCGACAAACGCCGUCUACAAUGACUCGUACUUGACGUACCCAUCCACUGCUGUGCCGACCGGCAGUUUGGUUGUCACUCUGCAAAACGGAUACAAGACAACAAUCCCUUCAGAAGAGCUCUUCUAUUAUCCUCGCGGGUACGAUGACGAAGGCAAAUACACCGUGAUCGACAACACCUACCAAAUAGCCACCAUGUUCAACUACACCAACGACGGUUACGUGCUGGACUGGGGCAUUCCCUACAUGACCAUGAACUAUAUAAUCGCAGACUACAAGCGGUCUCAAUUCAAAAUGGCACCAGCCAUCCGAACAGAUUUCGAAAGCCAAGGUGGAGGCUACGUGCUCCAGGCAUCCUGUGAUCCCGUGACGGCUACGGCGACGUCCACCACCUCUGUCAGUACAGGCACUUCCACGGCGACCACCUCGGCAUCGGCGUCCCAUAGCGGCGGCGGCAACAAGAAUAUCGGCCCUAUCGUCGGCGGUGUUGUCGGUGGGGUUCUUGGUCUGAUUCUUAUUGUGGGCGGGCUGGCACUACUCUUCUAUCGCAGCCGACGCCGCAAGAAUAGGGCCGGAGCUGCAGCUGAACACGGCCAGCCCACGUUUACUACGCCAAUGAUGGGUAACGCUAGCCCAGGCCCGAAUGGAGGAUCAACCGCAGAUCGAUACUCCCAUUGGACAGCGAUGUCCCCGACAGAAGCACCCAGUGAGCUGGGUGGAGCUGAGAAAAUGAAUGGAACGACCGCCAGUGUGAAUCAAUGGCUAUCGAGCCAGGCCAGCGACACUCAAACUGUCGUGAGCUCCACCUCUCCCAACCCCAAUGUUGGUGCGACCCUCGGGUAUAAUAUGGGCUCACCACAGGCGGGGACGAUGGAGCGACCUUUUGAGAUGCCAGCCCAGACGUGGGAUACGCGAUGA